Molecule: messenger RNA, 785 nt
Organism: Mandrillus leucophaeus (drill)
Lineage: Eukaryota; Metazoa; Chordata; Mammalia; Primates; Cercopithecidae
Product: cytochrome c oxidase subunit 5A, mitochondrial-like
Exons: 2
Biological process (GO): mitochondrial electron transport, cytochrome c to oxygen
Cellular component (GO): mitochondrial inner membrane
Source: RefSeq, a predicted model, not a curated record
AUGUCAGCAACGAUUUUGACAGCCUUUUCUCUCCAUGAAGUCCUCAUCCUCAGGGAAACAAAAAGUUAUCUAGAACUGAGAUAUAGACUCUCGCCGGCCCCCACCAAAUGCGGAGCAACCCGCGAACUCACACCGGUUUCUCUCCAUCCUCAGCCUGCGCGCCACCAUCGCCGUCAUGCUGGCGCCGCUCUCCGCCGCUGCGCGGUGACCGCAACCGCCCGGGCCGGCCCUCGAGGCCUCCUGCAUUCUGCCCCAACUCCCGGCCCCGCCGCGGGUAUCCAGUCAGUUCACUGCUAUUCCCAUGGGUCACACGAGACAGAUGAGGAGUUUGAUGCUCGCUGGGUAACAUACACCAACAAGCCAGAUACAGAUGCCUGGGAAUUGCAUAAAGGGAUGAACAACACACUUGUUAGCUAUGAUCUGGUUCCAGAGCCCAAAAUCAUUGAUGUUGCUUUGUGGGCAUGACGGUUAAACGAUUUUGCUAGUGCAGUUCGCAUCCUAGAGGUCGUUUAGGACAAAGCAGGACCUCAUAAGGAAAUCUACCCCUAUGUCAUCCAGGAACUUAGAUCAACUUUAAAUGAACUCGGAAUCUCCACUCCGGAGGAACUGGGCCUUGACAAAAUGUAAACUCCAUGGCUUCCCAAGGAUUUAUUGAUAUUGCUACUUGAGUGUAAACAGUUACCUGGAAAUACUGAUGAUAACAUAUUACCUUAUUUGAAAAAGUUUUCCUUUAUUAAGUACCAAGCCAUGUGAUGGUAACUUGGACUUUAAUAAAAGGGAAAUGA